Molecule: messenger RNA, 1629 nt
Organism: Echinostoma caproni
Lineage: Eukaryota; Metazoa; Platyhelminthes; Trematoda; Plagiorchiida; Echinostomatidae
Source: the annotation of a GenBank genome assembly
AUGCCGGGAUUCAAUGUGGCAGAUUUGAUUGAGAAUAAUUUGUCACGAUCCUCCACGAACCGGAUGGACGACCAAAAUCAUGAAAUCAGACCAGAAGAAUUAGUAAAAGAUACUAUUCAUAAACAGAAUAUACUCAGUCCCAAAUUGAACACCACUUCCGUUCACCACAGACAACAACAUGGAUAUGAUAAUUUGGUUAGUUUGAUUCAAAAUGUUUUACAGCAACAAUCUCAAAAUCACAAACACCAGUCACAACACCCACAACAAGAGCAGCAGCAACAACACCAGUCACUUUCAUCACAGAUAUCGGAUCUAAUUAUGAGCACACCAAAAGUGAUCAGUCGUCCAAAUGGUGGUCCGCUAGAUAACAAAACGGUAUUAGCGGCCACGGUGACACCGUGUGUGGAGAAAAACUGUGCAACGGAGAUCCAAUUCGACACAGUCCCCGUUCCACCGGUCCUCGCAGAAUUUACUUCCGAUCCCGGAGCUUGGCAACGACUAUUCUAUCUCUACCCGGAACUGGCAGACUAUCUGGUUAAGUCAAACUAUGCAUACGGAAAUCGUCUCGACCAUUGUCCAGAUUCAACUGCAUCGAAUCAGGAGGCUGUGACCCCAUCCGGGAAGCACCACAAACUUCCAGGCGAGAUGGAUGAACAAACUAUGGAUUUAUCAAAUUAUAUGAUCAAUUCACAAAUGCAGACCUCACCUGGAAAUGGAGCUACGCAUCGAACUGCAACGACCACGGGACCGGAAUACGCUUCGUGGUGGGAUGCAUCGGGGAUGAGUGAAAUUUUAGGGAUUCCCACGCAUCGAACAUCGUUAUAUAUGGAUCCGCGAAAUAUGACAAUCAAUUAUUGCAAUUCCAUUCUAGAAGCCGGAGGAAAGUCCACUCUGUUCUUCCCACCCGAUCUGCGUAAACCGAAACGAAUUCGUACGGCAUUCUCACCGGCUCAAUUGUUCCAGUUGGAGAACACGUUUGAACGAAAUCAUUAUGUUGUUGGACAAGAACGGAAAGACUUGGCCGCGGGUCUCGGAUUGACGGAAACACAAGUCAAAGUUUGGUUCCAAAAUCGUCGAACGAAAUACAAACGUAUGCGUAUGGAGGAUCCGGACCAGUCGAGUAGUACAUGCGGAGCGGAACCCGAUUCACCCUACAUUCCCGGAUCCGGCAAUCACAGUGAGGAAGGAUUAGAUCUUUCAAAUGAUCCAAUGACUUCACGUGCAAUGGCGGACACCAGUGGUCUAUCCGCAAGCAAUCAUGAACCUUCCGGUGCAUUGGUAAAUGUUACACAACCCGAGGAUUUGACGGAACGGGUUGAUCUUUCACAAGAGGCACUCCAGUUGUGCAAAUCACGUUUCGAUCUUGACAGACUAUUCCCAUAUCGUCCAACAACGGGAGCGGGGAUGGAACAAGAGUGCCAUAUCGAAUUGUGUCGUCUUGUUUUGCUUAUCCGAGAACCGGUAAUGGAUAUCAAGACAAACAGCCAUAUCCACAUUCUGUUCAGCAAUUCCCGAUCUAUGAGGCAUAAAGUUACUCCUGGUUCAGACGGUAAGUGCACAAAACCAAAAGAGGACAUGGACAGUGUGAGAACAUUUUCCCUGUUGGAAGCAGAGGGACGUGUGCGUUAA